AUGACGGAAUUGUCUCCUGUAAUCGCUAUAAAGCCAUUUCUAGACGUAAUACGACAUAAGAACAUUAGUAGCUUAGUUACUAGUGCUGCGUUGCAAGCAGUGAUGAAUUUGUUGUACUCAUGGCCGUGGGCAGACGUUAAGGACCAGAACGUGGCGACGGAUGCCGUGUCCGACAUUGUGGACGCUGUAAGUCACUGCGAGUUCCAGGAGACGGGGCUGGAAAGUGUUCAGAACGUGCUGGCACUUGUGGUUCAUGUGCUCCAUGCAGUGGUGCGCUCUCCCUGCGGCACCAGAUUGUCGGACCAUUCAAUGUGGCAAUUGGUGGAGUCACUCUAUGCUCUCAGUUGCAACACUCGAUAUGGUCUUCAUAUCACGCUGCGAUCAGUUGCCACGAAUUCUCUGCACGACACGAUGGCCUUCAUUUUUUCUAACCCUGCCGUUUAUUCGAACCUGGCUCCUAUUGCCGACAUUACAGCGUUGUCGUCAACGUCUCUCAGACCAGGAUUUGGUCUUCCUUGUGCUGUAAAAGUUGUGGGCUUUCUAUGUCAAAAGUUACACCAGCGCAAUCAUUUAACUCCCGUCUUCGAUGCCCCUACUCCGUCGACUGGAAACAUGACAAGCCAGCGUGAAGUGUUGCUGUCCUUUAGCUUAAUUGAGCGCGCACUGAUCGCUUGCGACGCUAAACUGAUGACGAGUGUGCCGUCGCUGAUGCUUUUUAUCAAGGACGAUUUGUGCAGCGCCAUCUUACGCUACUGUCGUCUAGGCGCUUGUAUGGAGCUUGAGAUUCCCGUGAGAUGUCUUAAGAUUAUUCGACUCUUGUGGUCAAAGCUUCGCUCACAUCUUAAAAUGCAGGUAGAAGCGAUAUUUGAGGGUGUGUUCUACUUUACGCUCCAUUGGUGUCUCUCCAAAAUGGAUGUAAAUAACCCAGAUUUUCCGUCUGGAGAUGAUUCGGCUUCAUCUACUGACAACAUGAACAGUCAAGGGAACGACAAGCCGUUCACAAUGGUGGAUUGCGCUCUCGACGAGUUUUCCGGCGAGAUGUUACCCAUGAGUCAAUUGUAUGAAAUCUCGUUUGAAAUUCUCGACUGUUUGGUGGACCUGCUUGGCGAGACGACAUUGUUGCCCGAUUUAUACGUGAACUACGACUGCGUUGACAAUCGUUGCGACUUGACGCAAGCUUUGUUUGAGCUGCUUUCACAGACUGUUCAGCAGUCCCUUGUUGCUUGCUUUGAGUCGCACGAAGAAGCGCACUUCCUGUGGGCUCAGGCUACUGGGGAGAUUGCUCUUCGUGGAAUGUUUAAUGCACUGUAUGUGGUGCACCUCCGUACGCAUCCAGAGACACCAGCCAUUAGUGGUAGCACUAGCAGUGGGGCAAGCGAUGAAGAGAAUAGUGUGGACGUGCUGCUACUCGAUCAGGAAGAGCGAUUUGUACCAGCCGAUGUUGUUGAAAGGUUUGCUUCUGCAGAAGAUUUAUACAAGAAACAACAGCGCAAAAAGUUUUUUCAGCACGGCAUUAAGGAGUUCAAUCGAAAGCCACUGGCAGGGAUUAGGUUCUUGCAGCAACACUCUUUUCUUCCUACGCCGCUGGACAGCAUAUCCCUUGCUACGUUUCUUCGAUCCCUUCCUAAGGGUAUGAACAAAGAUGCGGUGGGUGUGUACUUGGGUGCAAUGGGCAAAGAAGUCAAGGGCUUUGAGAAGACUGAGAUUCACGAGGCUGAUACAAUAGACUUCCAUCGCGACGUUCUUACUAACUUCGUGCGGUCGUUUAAUUUCGAAGGAGAGAGCAUUAUUACUGCACUGCGAAUGUUCCUCGCAAGUUUUCGUCUUCCGGGAGAGGCUCAACAAAUUGAUCGUAUCCUGAACACAUUUUCGCGCCAGGUAUAUGAACAGUGCCGGGAACGAUAUGUCAUGGCAUCUGUGGACGUAGCAUAUUUGCUGUCAUUCAGUUUGAUUAUGCUAAACACAGAUCUGCACAACUCAAAUAUUCGAACAGAGAAGAAGAUGAAGCUAGCUGACUUUAUCAAGAACAACAAAAACUAUGGCCAGGACGUUUCUAAAGGCUUUGAUUUGCCAGAGGAGUUUCUAACGGAACUCUAUAGCACCAUUGCGAAAGAGGAGAUCAAGACGUUUGAAGAUGUUGGCAAGCACGGUGAAGUAACGAGUGAUCGAUGGAAGGACUUGCUCAAUCAAGCAGAAAGUGACCCGCGCAACUCGCGUUUGAUAGUGCACCAUCCGUCGUUAGAUCUCCGAUCGUCAGGUUUGCGUCACAGUGUCGAAGCUGCCCAAGGCUCAGCGUUACCUGUAGCACCUGAUGUUAUGCAAACGAUGAGACAGGGUCGACUGACGAAAAGAGCUUCUGGCGCUGCUGAGAAAGCCGCUGAUUCACUAAAAAGUGAAACGCAUAGGCACCAGGAUGAACUUGUGCCUCUGUAUGCUUCUUUAGGUAACCAGUAUGAUCGCCACAUUUACGAGCUGAUUCAGCAAAGUCUCAUUCGAGCAUUUAGCAGCGUUUUUGAGCAAUUUGUCGUUGAUUCGAAAGCGAAAGAUGCAGCAAGAGGCGAUGAUCUCUCAGUCAGCAGCAGCUAUGAGAUGAACUAUGCUCCCCAGAAAAGUGCUCUCCAACUUGCAUGUAAUGGUUUUGUGCUGUGCGCAGCGGUAGCAUCUCAUUUGUCGUUGGCAGAACAUUGCAAUGCUCUGUUUAUCCGCAUGUGCAAGUACACGGCGCUGCUUUCGUCGGACAUUUAUCCUGUUGGAUAUAACGGUCGUGAAAACGGCAUUUGGGUGUAUUGCGAGAACCAGAGUGCUCCAGUUGCAACUGCGGCUGUACUUGAGCUCGUGAACACGUGCAGCUUAUCGCUUCAUAGCCGCUCGUGGAAGUAUUUCUUCCAUGUUGUCAGCGGUUUGCGGGAGUUCCAUGUUUUACCGUCUCGAGUUCUGUGUCCUAGCAAUGAAAUGAAGCUGGAGCUAAUGACGCCCAACGAGCGUCUUGAGUUCAUUAGGUUGGUGUACCAGAACAAGGAAGAGCUAGAGAGGAGGAUUGCGCUAAGUGCACAAAAUCAGGUCGAUAGUGGUAAGGACACUAGUGGGUUUUUCAGCGGUGUUGCCUGGCUACUAUCAACGCUUGAUUCGAGCCUUGGCGGUUCAGCAUCUCCAAUUGUCACAACGACAAAGCGUCUUUUUUCUCCUGAGUUUGAUUGGUAUCAGCUUAGUCCGGCUGAGGUAGCCUGUCAUACGGAAGAUCUUGUGAUCGAGAGGAGUACAUCAACGAAACAGGCGUCCGGCAGUGAACACGAUUUGAGAGGUGAGUUCGGCACUUAUCAGUGGAUUCGAACGAUUCUGCAGCCUUAUCGAUUGGAACUAUUGAUGGAAGAUGUGGCAAGCUUGCCUUCUGGUGCUCUUGCACAAGUUAUUGAGGCACUGCAUGACGAAAUAUUGCAGACAAUGCAUCGUUGUGAUGAAAAUAAAUCACAAAAAGAUCGAAACAAAUCUGCAAAGCCGCUGCUUAGCCAAGGAGGCUGCGUGCUCUUUGAGCACUUGUUAAGCCAGGUGAUCUCGCUUAGUGGAUCUCUUUUUCAUGGUGCUGAUGAAGAAGGAAUAUCUGCUGUCCUUGAAGCUCACUAUACUCAGAUUCUGACUCUUUUGCAACCGGUACUGGUUACCAACACUAGUCCAAUUGGCUUGACUUACGAGAAUGCAUGCAUUCUGUUACACAAGUCGAUUAACGGUCUGUUUGCUUGGGUGACCCGUACGCGUAGCGAUGUGAACGGGCUGCUGCUGGUAAACUACUUGGGUACUUUAAUGAAGAUAAGCGGUGAUGACAAGCUUAUCCGACCUUUCCUGACACCAAUUAUGUGCGGAUUGAAUCGAUAUGUGACGUUGGUGAAGCCGAACAGUUUACACUACUCACGCAUGGAUUGGCUGACGAUCUGCAAUCUGAUUAGUUGGUCGGUUGCAAUGCCUUACGCAGCCUCGCACGCUUUCGGACUUCUUGAGCAGCUUGUGACAGAAAAAAUCUGGAAUGUAGACGGGAACGAAAUUUUUAUUAGCGACUGCUACACGAAGAUGAUUAUGUUUGCCAUGAAAACCCGCGACCCACACGAUUCAUGGGCACCUUCGAGGCCGAUUGAUUUACUUCUGCUCAUGUUUGAUACGCUUCGCCCUGAUGCACCCAACUAUCUGGAAGAACGCUUGCGCUUUUUAGGUGGGAUGACUGUGAUAGCGAGACAUCUUUUAUUGAACCAGAUGAAGCUCCGGCUUUCCAACGACCUCGUUGUGGCGGCCAUUAAAGGUCUGAAGCACAUGCUAUGCGAGCACACAGGAUGUCAACAGUCGUUCGAGCCGAUGGCUUGGCUGGACGUUCUUCGAUACGGAUUGGUUCCUGUCGGUUUUGACUUGCUAAACGACGUGGGGUCUAUGCGUUCUGUUGGAGCAAUGCAAUUUGGAGACGAUGAAGAGGAGACAAACGCACCAUUCCUGUAUUACUGGCGACAACUACCUGUUUUUGACGAAGAGAGCUUGCUGUCGAGUCCUACUGACGUGCGUGCUUCAAGUAGCGAAAAGGCAAGUCGUACAGGACGCCGAUGUCGACCAUUAGCGAUAAGAGACCCGUUAGCGUUACAACCACAUGUGGUGGUGGUUCAGUUGCUAUCACUUGUGGUAUGUGAAGAGUUGACAAAGUUACAGACGUGCUCCCAGUUUCCGUCCGUGUGGGAAAACGUGGCAGAGUUGUUGGUGGGAUUGUUGGAAUACACAGCGAUGGAAAGCCCUCUAUCCCCUGCGGAUGGAGCUAUAGGUGGAGAGGUUUUGAUUGCGGCGCUAGAGCGCCGAAGUGUGCUUCCAGUGCACGAGGAGAUGCUUGAACACAGUAGAGGAAUUGUGAGGCGCUUGGCAGUGUUGCACGAUGCAGUGAAGGAGCAGGAUGAGACAAAUGACCAGGAGGAUGGCAAGCUGAAGAAAGCACCAAACAACGAGCAGUCUAAUGUUUUGAUGCAGGUACUGGAAGCGAAAUGUCGCUCUAACUCGGUCUUAAUGGAACAGCUUUUUCCUGCAAUGGAAGACACUGGAUCUAUCGACGGGCGCAUACUUCCUAUUGAAAAGUAUGUUGAUGGAGAAUUUGAUGAAGAGUAA
Molecule: messenger RNA, 5127 nt
Organism: Peronospora belbahrii
Lineage: Eukaryota; Oomycota; Peronosporomycetes; Peronosporales; Peronosporaceae
Source: the annotation of a GenBank genome assembly